AUGUCGACGGUGGUGUUUGCUUCGGUGGUGCGAGUCAAAGAUGGCCUCCCUCUCUCCGCCUCCACGGAUUACGAACAGGAUGCGGAGCUGCAGGAGACCAAGAGGCACCUCAAAACUCUGUCCAAGAAACUGGGCCAGCUCCCGGACCGCUGCUGCCUCAAGUCUGGGCCCUACAACGUCAACUUCACCAGCUCUCUGGGCGUGGGGUACCUGAUGGUCUGCAGCGCCUCGUACCCAAACGUCUUGUCCUUCUGUUUCCUGGACGAGCUGCAGCGAGAGUUCAUCAUCACCUACGACCCACAGAGAAUCAGCAGCGUGGUCAGACCCUACUCCUUCAUCGAGUUUGGGUCUUACAGUCUGAGGCUGGAGGGAGGAGCCAGUCGCUGUCAGGGGGAGGUGCAGCUGCAGAGACCAGGUCUGGACUGGACUCCACUGGGUCCAGGCUCAGACUAUUAUGACUAUGUUCCUCUGGAGUUUGGAUCCAGAGUCUGCUCUGAGCUGGACUGUGGCUCUGCUCUGUCUCUGGAGGAAAAAACAGUUCAAGAACGAAAAGCUGUGAAAGUCAAAGGAGACUGUGAUGAACCUGAACUGAUCGACUGUUUUGAUAAAGAAACAUCUGACUCUGAUCGAAGUCUUCAUCUCAACUGCUCAGUGAUGUCUGCUGUGGAGCUCUGUGUCCAGAGUGUGAUGAAGACCUCUGUGUCUCAGACUCUGUGUCCAGAGUGUGAUGAAGACCUCUCUGUCUCAGACUCUGUACUCUGUGUCCAGAGUGUGAUGAAGACCUUUCUGUCUCAGACUCUGUGUCCAGAGUGUGAUGAAGACCUCUGUCUCAGACUCUGUGUCCAGAGUGUGAUGAAGACCUCUCUGUCUCAGACUCUGUGUCCAGAGUGUGAUGAAGACCUAUGUACUCUGUGUCCAGAGUGUGAUGAAGACCUCUCUGUCUCAGACUGUGUCCAGAGUGUGAUGAAGACCUCUCUGUCUCAGACUCUGUGUCCAGAGUGUGAUGAAGACCUCUGUCUCAGACUCUGUGUCCAGAGUGUGAUGAAGACCUCUCUGUCUCAGACUGUGUCCAGAGUGUGA
Molecule: messenger RNA, 1080 nt
Organism: Knipowitschia caucasica
Lineage: Eukaryota; Metazoa; Chordata; Actinopteri; Gobiiformes; Gobiidae
Source: the annotation of a GenBank genome assembly